UACCAAACCCGUAGACCGAACCCAAGCAACUCAUUCUUCUUUCUCGAGAUCUCCCACUCCGCCUCCCCGCGUCGCCGUCGAACCCACCCCGUCGCCGGCAGCGCCCCCACUCCCCGCGAUGGCCACCCCCGACCUCCUCUUCAACCUGCGCAACCUCUUCUACCUCGGCGCCUACCAGUCCGCCAUCAACAACAGCGACGUCCCGGGCCUCGACGCCGACGCCGCGGCCGAGCGCGACGUCAUCGUCUUCCGCUCCUACAUCGCCCUCGGAUCCUACCAGCUGGUGAUCAGCGAGAUCGACUCGUCGGCGGCGACGUCGCUGCAGGCCGUCAAGCUGCUCGCGCUCUACCUCACCGGAGACAAGGAAGGUGCGAUCUCCAGCUUGAAGGAAUGGUUGAGUGAUUCAGCCAUAGGAAGCAAUCCUGUUCUGCGAUUGAUUGCUGGAAUUAUAUUUAUGCAUGAGCAAGACUACAACGAGGCUCUCAAGCACACACAUACUGGGGGAACUCUGGACCUGCAUGCACUGAACGUCCAGAUCUUCCUUAAGAUGCACCGCUCAGAUUAUGCUGACAAGCAACUGAAGAUCAUGCAACAAACUGACGAGGACCAUACACUGACACAACUAGCAAAUGCUUGGCUUGAUAUCGCUGUUGGCGGCUCUAAGAUCCGGGAAGCUUAUCUCAUAUUCCAGGACUUUGCUGAGAAGUACCCUAUGACAGGAAUGGUUCUUAAUGGCAAGGCAGUUUGCUGUAUGCAUAUGGGGAGCUUUGAGGAGGCUGAAACUCUAUUGCUUGAAGCCCUAAACAAGGACGCAAAGGAUCCUGAAACUCUUGCCAAUCUUAUUGUAUGUAAUCUCCACCUUGGCAAACCGUCGUCCCGAUACUUCAGCCAGCUGAAGCUGUCGCACCCUGAUCACGUGCUAGUUAAGACCACCACGUCGGCGGAGGAUAACUUCGAAAGGGCGCUCCAAGCUGUCGCCUGAAACAUCCUUGCCUGAUUGCAGUUAGCGCGUUGAGCCUCCCCUGUUCCGUUUUGAAGUGCCUUAACAGAGUGAAUUGUAUUGGUUUUUGCUUUAUAUUGUUCUAUAUGGUAACACACUGGUCUGCCAACCCUGUACUCAAAACAUCCGCUGUAUGAACGGAUAUAUAUGUAGAAUCUCCAAUCGUGGCAUUUGUUGUCAGCAUCCA
Hordeum vulgare subsp. vulgare (domesticated barley) is the source of this 1187-nucleotide messenger RNA. RefSeq names its product coatomer subunit epsilon-1. Lineage: Eukaryota; Viridiplantae; Streptophyta; Magnoliopsida; Poales; Poaceae. Gene Ontology annotation, cellular component: COPI vesicle coat. The coding region runs from base 119 to 982 and encodes 287 amino acids. The record is from RefSeq and is a predicted model, not a curated record. The transcript is spliced from 7 exons. Gene Ontology annotation, biological process: endoplasmic reticulum to Golgi vesicle-mediated transport; retrograde vesicle-mediated transport, Golgi to endoplasmic reticulum; intra-Golgi vesicle-mediated transport. Gene Ontology annotation, molecular function: structural molecule activity; protein binding.